GGAAAAUGUCGCUGGCAGAACUGAAGAUGAUGUACGCGCUUCGACAUCAAAACGGCGAGGAGAUAAGUACUGACCGCCUUGAGGUUGCGGUCAACGGUCUUCUCCCGGCAGAACAUGAUAUCGCAGGAAAAAAGCACUACAGUUAGUUACUUGCUUUUGCAGAUAUAGAAGCGUAGACCUGAUCGACAUGAGCAAAACAUGAUCACAAGGAAAACAUUCGUCAAGGUAGGCUCCUUUAGCAUUUUCCGCAUGGCCGAGGUUGUCUGUCUUGGUUGUCCUGCAGAAAUGUCCGUCAUUGUGAUGCUCUCGUGUAGUACUUUUUUCGCUGCAUCAUGGAGGGAACCAUCGACAAAAGUCAGCUGGAGGCAUACGACUUUGACGGAAACUCCCAUCUUUCGCUCGACGAAGUGAAGCUUCUCGUCCAAGUGGAAGAGAAUGAUGACGACCUAAUUGCGAACAGCGACGCGCUAGGCAUUGCGAAUGGCGUCUUGGGGGAGUCUAACAAGCUGAAGGACGUGGCAGAGUUGGGAACGUACGAUUUGGACGACGACGGGAAAAUGUCGCUGGAAGAACUGAAGGUGAUGUACACGCUUCGACAAAACGACGGGAAGAUCAAGCAAGCGCAACUAGUUGACAUAUCACGAAACCUGUUGCCUCUUGGAGAAUCUUGGCCCAAUUGGUUUGAAAGCACCCACGAGCAGCACCGCUUCGGCCAAACUCUGAGUCUCAAGGAGCUCACAGCGGCCGUGCGGCAGCCAGCAGCCUUCGAUCCGAGCCACAACUACAAUGAAGCGGAAGAGCGCAAUUACCGCGAGCUGUUACUUCAGUCUUCCCCAAAUUCCUAUAGCUUUGGACAAAUUUCAUCCACAAACGGUGGCGAGAACCCGGCGGACGGUAUGCAAAAAAUCUUCGACGCCCUCCAAAUCGACGGCGGCGAUUUUACGGAGGACGAGUUCAAUCAGCGGGACCUCGACGGCGACGGCCAUAUUGAUGGAAAGG
This is a messenger RNA of Amoebophrya sp. A120, 999 nucleotides long. The record is from the annotation of a GenBank genome assembly. NCBI's taxonomy places the organism in Eukaryota, Dinophyceae, Syndiniales, Amoebophryaceae.